CCGAGAAGAUGAAUCGGAGUUUUAAUAAAUCUCAGACUCUGCGGUAUUUCGAUUGCAGCGCGGUGGAAGUGAAGAGUAAGUUUGGGGCAGAAUUCCGAAGAUUCUCUCUGGAUCGUUACAAGCCAGGAAAGUUUGAAGACUUCUACAAGCUCGUUCUUCACAUCCACCACAUAUCCAGCAUGGAGGUGAUGAUUGGAUAUGCUGAUGUUCAUGGGGACCUUCUUCCUAUUAAUAAUGAUGAUAACUUCUUCAAGGCUGUUUCGAGUGCAAACCCGCUGCUCAGGGUUUUUAUACAAAGACAAGAUGAAGUGGACUAUAGUAACUUUGGGGCCAACACACUAACCAGGAAAAAGAAGGCUCUGGUGACCCUCCGCAACGACAACCUUCGCAGGCGUCCCCACAUUAAUAUCAGCAUGCCUCAGGAUUUUAGACCAGUGUCUUCCAUCAUUGAUGUGGACAUUCUUCCUGAAACACACAGAAGAGUGAGGCUCUAUCGACAUGGGUAUGAGAAACCAUUAGGAUUUUACAUCCGCGAUGGGACCAGUAUGAGAGUAACUCCUCAUGGACUGGAACGAGUACCUGGUAUUUUCAUCUCUCGUAUGGUUCCUGGCGGCUUAGCAGAGAGCACAGGAUUGCUGGCUGUUAAUGAUGAGGUCCUGGAAGUUAAUGGCAUUGAAGUGGCUGGAAAAACCCUUGACCAAGUAACGGACAUGAUGAUCGCCAACAGCCACAAUCUUAUUAUCACUGUCAAGCCAGCAAACCAAAGGAACAAUUAUAGCCGAAGCAGUAGGAUGUCUGGCAGCUCAGGCCAGUCUACAGAUAGCACAGCUAGUCACCACAGCUUGCCUUCCUCACACGUGCUGCAAAACUUCCAUCCUGAUGAGAUGGAAAGUGAUGAGGAAGCUGACAUUGUCAUUGAGGGUGGUCUGGACCCACAGCACAUUCCCAAACUGCACAGCUUCCCCUCUAGUAGCCUCUCCCGAAUCAAUGGCAGCAGUCUUAGCCACAGACUUCAGAGAGACCUGGCUCUCAACAGUAACUCUGGCAGAGAAAGCAACGGCAACAUCCACAAAAUACUAAGCUCCUUAAAAACUGAUCCCCGACAUAGUUUGGUUAUCCCCAGAGGAGGCAUUGAAGAGGAUGGAACCGUGAUUACACUUUAG
Emys orbicularis (European pond turtle) is the source of this 1163-nucleotide messenger RNA. It is a transcript of the gene PARD6G, whose product is annotated as par-6 family cell polarity regulator gamma. Gene Ontology annotation, molecular function: protein binding. The record is from RefSeq and is a predicted model, not a curated record. Bases 9 to 1163 code for a protein of 384 amino acids. Gene Ontology annotation, biological process: establishment or maintenance of cell polarity; centrosome cycle; regulation of cellular localization. Gene Ontology annotation, cellular component: nucleus; cell cortex; apical plasma membrane. Lineage: Eukaryota; Metazoa; Chordata; Testudines; Emydidae. The transcript has 3 exons.